AUGGAAUCUGACUAGAAUCUACAAAUCAUGAGUCAUGACAAUAUAUAAUAAUUAAAUUCAAAGAAUCCAGGCAUUAAUUCAUCAAUCGUAGAUAUAAAGCAUGAAAUUCCGAUAUAUGCUUCUACAAUUCAUAAUUAGUUCUUAGAGAUUGAUCAAGAGGAGAAGUUAGACGAUAUAGAUAAUAUUGAUGAAUUUGACAAUAACAGGCAUUCUGAUGCCAUUAUGAUUGAAAGAUCAAAAGAAGAUUUCCAAGAAAACGACCCUAAAAUGAAUAGCUACUUGUACAUUCCAAAUUAUUUUGAGAUUGAUAUCAUUAAAAGAAGAAAUGAUUUGAAAAAUAAUAUUGAAGGACUUGAAAAUCAGGAAAUAGAAUAUGGGGAGAAGCAAAUGGCAGAUGCUAUAUAGGUAGAUGUUUAAAUAUAAGAUUAUAUGAAUUUUCCAAUUCUAACUGGUAACCUAAUUAUAACAAAUUACAAAAUUGUAAUAUAAAUACCAAAUGUUCGUCAUACAAAUCCAAACGAUGGUACAGAAUAAGAGGAACCAAUAUCAUACAAGGUAAAAUAAUACCUGACAGUUUUCUUUGGCAAGAUCUCUAAAAUUGAAAGAUAAGCUUAAAAUGAAAAAAAUCCAGACUGUUAAAACAGGAUAAUUAUCAACACAAAAGACUAUCGAGAGAUUAAACUAAUUUUCGAUUCAAUUGAUAAUGUCAAUGAAAUCUAUGUUAUUUUGACCAAUUUAACGUUCCCAGAUUUAAUACAAAGAAUAUUCUUUGCUUCUAAUCACAAACUUUAUUCAGCAUUGAAAUUUAUCUAUUAAUAAGAUUAGGGUAAUGGUUGGGAAGUAUACAGUGAUCCUAUUAUAGAGUUUAAUAGACAAGGUAUAGAUCUCAAUGAAGGUAAUUUAUUUAGAUUAUGGGAGAAUAAGAAUUAUAAGACAUGUCCAUCAUACCCACAGAUAAAUAUAGUUCCAAAAGAAGCAGAUGAUAGAUUAAUACUGCAAACUUCAAAUUUUAGAACAAAGGGAAGAUUGCCUUGUUUGACCUAUUUUGAUAAAUUUAGUGGUUGUUCAAUUUUCAGAUCAAGUCAGCCCAAAUAAGGAAUUUUAAAUGGAAGAAAUUAGGGUGAUGAAAAGUACCUUCAAUUAAUAGGGCAACUUAAUAAUGAGAUAAAUUAAUCUAAUGGAUAACUAAUGAUUUAUGAUGCGAGAUCAUAUGUCGCUGCACUAGCCAAUAGAGUUAAUCAAGGAGGCGUCAGAGACUCUCAUCAAAAAGUUAUAGAAUUGUUAAAGGAACCAACUGACGAAUAAAGUUUUAAAAAAUGGCUCAUUUAAUUUGAAAAUAGCAAUUGGCUUUAGAUGAUUUCUAAGAUUCUGAAAGGAUCUAACAAGAUUGUUGAAUCGAUAAAGUCGAAACGCUGUAAUGUCUUAGUUCAUUGUUCAGAUGGCUGGGAUAGAACUGCAUAGCUGUGCUGCUUAGCAUAGCUUAUACUGGAUCCCUAUUUUAGAACGAUUAAAGGAUUUCAGGUAUUGAUUGAGAAAGAUUGGGUAUCAUUUGGUCAUCAGUUUCACAGGAGAUUCGGGCAUUUUUCAAGUAAUCACAAAGAUGACCAGAGAUCACCUAUUUUCAUUAUGUUUCUAGAUUGUGUGUAUUAAAUGCUGAUGGCAGAAUAGUUCAAAGGUCAAUUCGAAUUCAAUAAAGCAUUUUUAAAAUUUUUAGCACAUGAGAGCUAUAACUGCAAAUAUGGGACAUUUUUAUUCGAUUGCGAGAGAGAAAGAAUUGAUUUUAAUUUGCAAAUGGAGACAGAUUCAAUUUGGACGCAUGUUAAUAAUGAAUUUGAAAGGAAUUAAUAUUUAAAUCGUGGUUAUAAUCCAUCUGAGUAAAAAUUCUUUGAAAAAAUAGAGUAGACAGAUCACUUAAGUUUGAAAAUAUGGCAUGAACUCUAUUUCUGUUACUCUCCUUAUGAACAAGUUAUUUAUGAGGAAUUAGCUUCAAUGUGGAAUAUGGAUAGAUCAAGUGAAAGUUUGAUAAAAAAAGAAAACUCGAAAAGGGGAGGGUAUAUCACUUAAAUUUUUAGUGAUAGUUUUCAAGGAUUUAUCAAAAGAAUUAAUACUACUGAUAUUACAGAACAAAUGACAUUUAAGAGUGGAAUUGAUGGGUGGUAUGGUUCUUUUCAAAAUAUCAUUAUUUAGUCAAAUUCCAGUGUUUAAGAAGUUUCGAGAUAGUCAAAUGCUUUUAUCGAAAGAAUGCGGAGGUAAUCAGAUGUUUCUGAAACUGAGGAAGUUAGUAUUAUUAACGAUGAUGAGAAUUAGUCAGAUGAAAUGAUAGAGGAUGAUUAGUAGUAUCUAUAAAAUGGGAAUUUAGACAUCAAUUCUAAAGGAAUGAAUAACUUGAUUAAAACAAACUAUAUUGAGUGA
Stylonychia lemnae is the source of this 2412-nucleotide messenger RNA. The record is from the annotation of a GenBank genome assembly. Lineage: Eukaryota; Ciliophora; Spirotrichea; Sporadotrichida; Oxytrichidae.